CCGUGCUAUAGCCCUGGUCAAGACGACGCUACCCUAUUUGGCCGUGUUUAUAUGUUGCUCUGCGGCUUGAAAACGUGCAGAACGGCUCUCGGAAGUGUCAGAACAAUUAGUGUAUAUAUAUAUAAACCUGAACAGACAGGAGAGCAGCUGGAACAUGAGGGAAGAGGACUUGACUAAGAGGAUGUCUUACACAUAUUUUGAAAAUGUCGUAUAUGCUUCCACAUUUACACAAUGGCUGGCAAGUAGACCAGGCCAUUCUUUCAGAAGAAGACCGUGUGGUGGUCAUUCGUUUUGGGCAUGACUGGGAUCCAACAUGUAUGAAAAUGGACGAAGUUUUAUAUAGUAUUGCCGAGAAGGUGAAAAAUUUUGCUGUUAUUUAUCUUGUGGAUAUCACCGAAGUGCCAGACUUUAACAAGAUGUACGAACUGUACGAUCCCUGUACAGUCAUGUUUUUCUUCAGAAACAAACACAUAAUGAUUGAUUUAGGCACUGGUAACAACAACAAAAUUAACUGGGCAAUGGAGGACAAACAAGAGAUGAUUGACAUCAUAGAAACAGUUUAUAGAGGAGCACGUAAAGGUAGAGGUCUUGUUGUAUCGCCCAAGGACUACUCAACCAAAUACAGAUAUUGAUCAUUUGAUCAUUUUACUACAAGUCUACUUCUGGAGCUUCGUAAACCUCAAACUUUGUAUAAAGUAUUCUUUCUUGC
This is a messenger RNA of Lacerta agilis (Sand lizard), 709 nucleotides long. It is a transcript of the gene TXNL4A, whose product is annotated as thioredoxin like 4A. The transcript has 4 exons. The record is from RefSeq and is a predicted model, not a curated record. Gene Ontology annotation, cellular component: U5 snRNP; spliceosomal complex; U4/U6 x U5 tri-snRNP complex. NCBI's taxonomy places the organism in Eukaryota, Metazoa, Chordata, Lepidosauria, Squamata, Lacertidae. The coding region runs from base 204 to 632 and encodes 142 amino acids. Gene Ontology annotation, biological process: mRNA splicing, via spliceosome.